Molecule: messenger RNA, 1679 nt
Organism: Sphaeramia orbicularis (orbiculate cardinalfish)
Lineage: Eukaryota; Metazoa; Chordata; Actinopteri; Kurtiformes; Apogonidae
Gene: yipf6
Product: Yip1 domain family, member 6
Exons: 2
Coding region: 228-914 (228 amino acids)
Biological process (GO): endoplasmic reticulum to Golgi vesicle-mediated transport
Cellular component (GO): membrane; trans-Golgi network
Source: RefSeq, a predicted model, not a curated record
GAUAUACGUGACGUCUCGCGGUAGUAAACAAUCCUCAGCUGACGUGGAGCAGGAGCCGUUGGACCUGGAUCCGGACUGGUUUCACUGGACCCGGACCAGUUUUACUGCCUUACACAACAGCUCCUUCUUCUGUCUCCGUUCAUUGUUGGAAUAAACUCAAUAAAUGCGUCGGUGAAGUUUAAGCUGAUCUAAAAAACUGCGGCUCCUUCUGUAACUUUCGAGGUAAGAUGGCGGCGGCGGAGGAGGCCAGCAGGCCGUUCGCCGGUCUGUCCGACGUCUCCAUCUCCGAGGACAUCCCGGUGGAGGGGGACAUCUCCGUACCCGUGGGCUCCUCCAGGCGGGACGAGGAGUUCUCUACCCUGGACGAGCCGGUGAAGGAGACCAUCCUGCGGGACCUGCGGGCGGUCGGGAAUAAGUUCAUCCACGUCCUGUACCCGAAGCGGAGCUCGGCGCUGCUGCGGGACUGGGACCUGUGGGGCCCGCUGCUGCUGUGCGUGACCCUGGCCCUCCUGCUGCAGGGCGGAGCGGCCGACAACGACGACCAGGGAGGCCCGCAGUUCGCAGAGGUCUUCGUCAUCGUCUGGUUCGGCUCCAUCAUCAUCACCCUGAACUCCAAGCUUCUGGGCGGGACCAUCUCCUUCUUCCAGAGCCUGUGUGUGUUGGGUUACUGCAUCAUGCCCCUGACGGUGGCCAUGAUUGUGUGUCGGCUGGUCCUGCUCGGCAGCUCGGGGACGGUCAGCUUCGCCGUGCGCCUCAUCGUGGUCACGGCGUCCUUCGGCUGGUCCACCUUCGCCUCCACGGCCUUCCUCGCCGACAGCCAGCCGCCGAACCGAAAGGCCCUGGUGGUGUACCCGGUGUUCCUGUUCUACUUUGUGAUCGGGUGGAUGGUCCUGACGUUCUCGCCGUCACAGUAGAGAUGACGCUAAAGACUGGAGUCGAACUGUAAAAGAGACAAACACCAGAAUCUGCCUUUGAACGACUACUGACCCCAACGAGAGCGAUGAGACUCAUGGGACAUCAAAUAGUCCCUUCCUGUGCUGCAGGCGGAUGAAUACGUUCAUUCCAGAAAUGUUUACGCGAUGUGUGAAUAAGGUCUGAAGGCAUGUAAAUAGAAAUGUUCUAUGAAUAUCGACCGGGGCUGUGAUUACUCUCAUUCUCACCGUCGAAAAGGAGCAAACCAGUGAUUUGUCAUCUUUAAAAGUUAAUUUAUAGUCAGUUACUGCAGCAGUGCAUUCAUCUAUAAAUAGAAUCUGUGAUCUGAAUUAUCUGAUUUAUCAGUAAAAACACGACUGAGCCUCGUCAGAGUUGAACUGGGUGACAUGUUUCUGCUUGUGGAAACGGAAGGAAACACUAGUUUUAUCAAAGUGACUAAUAAUCUGACAGCAUCCAUCAGUUUUAUUUUAUAUUAGAGUCUUUACUGAAGUGUAAAAACCCAGUUUGUUUUCUGGGCUGUAAAUAACAGUCUGUCUUUAGCUGAAAGAAAGUCUCCCUCUUUAUGAAGAUAAUCAGUCUAGUAUAGCUAGUCUAGUUAACCUUCCAGUAUCUAGGUGAGCUUAUUAUGCACACUUUGCACUUCAUGUUAUAAAAGCUCAUUAUUUUUCACAAUUUUUUUUAGGUCAGAAUUAAAAAGUUAUUCAUUUUUGCAAGACUUUUAAAAUUCUGACCCAGCCACUAAAAUC